AUGCGGUUAUCGGGCGCUCGAUCUUACGGUGGUGCCGAUCCAUCCCCUCCUGCAGGUCGAGCUUCAUCAGAGCGAGACGCUUCGAACCAGCGGGCAUCUUGGAAGUGCGACUUCUUCUUGAGGUCCAUUCGUCGCCGUUUCGCCUCGAGCAUCGUAAAGCCGAGUUGGCGUGGUCCAUCGCUUGAUCCAUCCGACGAGCAGCUCGACUCGCGAUCCGAGGUGGAUGCUUUCGAUGGUGGAGGGCUGGGUGACGACGAGAUGAUGAUGACUUCGCGGGCGGUGACGUUCGGGGGUAAGCGUGGUGGUGGUGCAGGGCGAGAGUUGCGUGAGGGUGAUGUUGACGGCGAGAUGGACACGAUAGACGGCGACGAGAAUGUCAGCGAUGUCAGCGACGAGCUGCACGCAGCAGCUGCUGCAGCUAGCGUUCUUGCCCUUGCCUCUCGGCCCCCAACUGACCUUGUUGCCAAUCCGCCUCUUCCGCGUCCUCGGACUCGACCUCGACCCCGACCCCGACCUCGCAAGCCGCUGGCUGCAGUGCGUUCAGUAGACGAGCUCAUGCUCAAAUGCUCAAGAUCGCUUCGGCUGCGCCGCACUCGACCCACUUCCGCAACAGCACAUGGUGGUGGCAAGUCACAAAACUCCCACGCCUCUUCCUUCCUUCCAUCUCGGCUUGACCCCACCAACUUUCCACAUGAUUCAAUGUGA
Molecule: messenger RNA, 705 nt
Organism: Moesziomyces aphidis
Lineage: Eukaryota; Fungi; Basidiomycota; Ustilaginomycetes; Ustilaginales; Ustilaginaceae
Source: the annotation of a GenBank genome assembly